UACUGCACAAAUUAUUGAAAUGAAUCAUUUUCUUAUUUGUAAACGUACGCAAGAGAUCACGUAGAAAUUAUGAAGACAUUAAUUCUCACCACUGUUUGCUUUCUUUUAGUAUUCGGUAAAAGUUCUUCUGUGUAUAUACGAGGACUUUGCCCAUCGGAUAAGCCUCGUCAAAAUUGCACUCCUCGACCGUGUGAAAACGCAAUUUGUGUGUCCCAUCCAUUGGCAGAAUGCAAGGACAAUUAUUGUGGUGGUUGUUACGCUGAUUUUUAUGACGGAAAUACGAAAGUGAGCUGUGAAAAGCGAACUUGUAUCGAGGGCGUUUGCCUUACUUAGUCCAAAGAUGGCCAUUAGAAAUGCGUUGUAUCAACUGUGGUUUGCAUUACAUCUACAGCUUGUGAAUAUAUGAUGAACUACGAACUGAAUUUUUAAUUAGAGUUGCACUAAAACUGUCGAAUAUCACUAUUCAAUACAUAAAUUUCACGAAUCAAUAGCUCUUGAUUUUUUUUAUGAGGCUUUGAUAUUGAAUUGAUCUUCUUCUAGAAGCUCUGGGUGCACUUUUAACUUCAACCUAGAUGAAGGGCAUCUUAUUUUUCUUAAAAUCUCUGUGCAGGAAAAAUCGGAUUGCUUAAAAGUUGGUGAAGUUAAAUUUUUAGCAAAAUCUUUUCAUCUGUUGCGGCCUAAAAUCGACGUAUUUUUUCCAAGUAUAUGAUUGAUGAAAGAGAUUAUGAGAGUCUUCAAUACUCAGGCACACUGGCACAGUAAGACUUAUCACUUUGUGCUAUAUAUUAAAUCAAAUUACAGGCCAUGUUAAGCCAGCACGUGUUCCUACAAGUACAUUUAUUACACUUAACUGGCCGCCAUGGUAAUUUUUUUUAUAACUUUUAAUAAGACCCAGCGUUUUAAGACGGAGUCCUUUAGCCAAAUUGUUUAUUUCUUUAAGAUACAUUUUAAAAUAUUGUUUUAAAUGUGCAAAAUUUCCGUCAAAUUGAUUCUGCAAAACUAAACCAAAUGGAUUGUUGUUGCAGUUAUAACAUUCCAGUUAUAUUUAUAUCAAUGUCAAUGACACAAUGACCAUUAGCCAUCUUUGGUGGUUUGUCGUGUUCUGGUGUUCGUGGUGUUCGGUUGUAAAUAUGUCUGUUCAAUAUAUGCGGGAUAUUUUGAGCCAGUGGCUCAAAGAUUGGCCUUUAUUUUCGCACGUAAUUGAAAAAGAAUCAUUUGUUUGGAAGUAUUGGGAGUUGGCUCAAAACUCGUUGAAGAAAUCAUCAAUGAACGAAGUGCUACUUUGGCUGUCCGUGACAGUUUACUGUUUCAUCGAAGCCCUACAACACCAUUUUUGCCAUGCUUGUGUUCAACUUUCGCGCUUAUCUAAAAAACUGCUUUCUCUUAUUGAAAAAUCUUUGGUGAGUAGCGCGGAUAAUAUUGGUUCGAGCUUCAACGGCGUAUCGAUUAAAUUCUUCAACCAGUUUGUGGAUGCGCUCAGAAAGUUCAAAGCGCCAACAAUAUUUAGAAAUGAGGAAGAAGGUGGCAUUAAUCCUUGUUCUUCAGCCAAGAGAUUGUUUAAGAAUUUUGCAAUUGGUGCAAGUCAAGCAACAAAGAAAUUACUCAAUGUUUACAAUGUGGCUCUCUCCCAAAUUGAAAUGAUAACUGUGACCUUUGUGGAUAGUACUGAAGUUAUACUUGAGAAAGUUAAUGAAGUAUAUAAUAAUGAUAUCUUUCUGCUUACAUCCUUCUCGACCUAUCCAAAAUCAAUGCACAUGUUCAAUUGUUUAUUGCAAUUUGCUGAACUCUUUAUGGAAUAUUUGUCAUCACUGUUUGCCUUGGAUAUUGAGAUUGAGCUGGAAUGGGGUGGUUGGACCUUGAUGCUGAAGAUUUUGUAGUCAUUGAUAGUGUGAUAUUUUUUUCUAUCCUAUGCGUGGAAUUCGUGCCCUAUUGAACGGAACGGCUCAAAUUGCCCAAGAGUUGAGUUCUCCGAAUGAAAAAGACAUCCGUCAACCAAUAAGAAUGCAAGACUAUACAGUGUGGAUGAUCCUAUUGAUUUUUUCCGUUUCAUGGAAUUUUUCAUUACAAGAUUCUAACACUAUAUUUGUCCUGACAUCAACAGCUCCGAUCUCAACUAUUAAAAGUUCAAUUGUCAGCUCUACCUUGUCACUCAGUGAGAAAGUUCCGAUCUCAACUAUUGAAAGUUCAAUUGUCAGCUCUACCUUGUUAACCACUGACAAAGUUCCGAUCUCAACUAUUAAAAGUUCAAUUGUCAGCUCUACCUUGUCACUCAGUGAGAAAGUUCCGAUCUCAACUAUUGAAAGUUCAAUUGUCAGCUCUACCUUGUCAACCACUGACAAAGUUCCGAUCUCAACGAUUGAAAGUUCAAUUGUCAGCUCUACCUUGUCAACCACUGACAAAGUUCCGAUCUCAACUGUUGAAAGUUCAAUUGUCAGCUCUACCUUGUUAACCAGUGAGAAAGUUCCGAUCUCAACUAUUAAAAGUUCAAUUGUCAGCUCUACCUUGUCACUCAGUGAGAAAGUUCCGAUCUCAACUAUUGAAAGUUCAAUUGUCAGCUCUACCUUGUUAACCAGUGAGAAAGUUCCGAUCUCAACGAUUGAAAGUUCAAUUGUCAGCUCUACCUUGUCAACCACUGACAAAGUUCCGAUCUCAACUGUUGAAAGUUCAAUUGUCAGCUCUACCUUGUUAACCAGUGAGAAAGUUCCGAUCUCAACUAUUAAAAGUUCAAUUGUCAGCUCUACCUUGUCACUCAGUGAGAAAGUUCCGAUCUCAACUAUUGAAAGUUCAAUUGUCAGCUCUACCUUGUUAACCAGUGAGAAAGUUCCGAUCUCAACUAUUGAAAGUUCAAUUGUCAGCUCUACCUUGUUAACCAGUGAGAAAGUUCCGAUCUCAACUAUUGAAAGUUCAAUUGUCAGCUCUACCUUGUCAACCACUGACAAAGUUCCGAUCUCAACUAUUGAAAGUUCAAUUGUCAGCUCUACCUUGUCAACCACUGACAAAGUUCCGAUCUCAACUAUUGAAAGUUCAAUUGUCAGCUCUACCUUGUUAACCAGUGAGAAAGUUCCGAUCUCAACUAUUGAAAGUUCAAUUGUCAGCUCUACCUUGUUAACCAGUGAGAAAGUUCCGAUCUCAACUAUUGAAAGUUCAAUUGUCAGCUCUACCUUGUUAACCAGUGAGAAAGUUCCGAUCUCAACUAUUGAAAGUUCAAUUGUCAGCUCUACCUUGUUAACCAGUGAGAAAGUUCCGAUCUCAACUAUUGAAAGUUCAAUUGUCAGCUCUACCUUGUUAACCAGUGAGAAAGUUCCGAUCUCAACUAUUGAAAGUUCAAUUGUCAGCUCUACCUUGUCAACCACUGACAAAGUUCCGAUCUCAACGAUUGAAAGUUCAAUUGUCAGCUCUACCUUGUCAACCACUGACAAAGUUCCGAUCUCAACUAUUGAAAGUUCAAUUGUCAGCUCUACCUUGUUAACCAGUGAGAAAGUUCCGAUCUCAACUAUUGAAAGUUCAAUUGUCAGCUCUACCUUGUUAACCAGUGAGAAAGUUCCGAUCUCAACUAUUGAAAGUUCAAUUGUCAGCUCUACCUUGUCAACCAGUGAGAAAGUUCCGAUCUCAACUAUUGAAAGUUCAAUUGUCAGCUCUACCUUGUUAACCAGUGAGAAAGUUCCGAUCUCAACUAUUGAAAGUUCAAUUGUCAGCUCUACCUUGUUAACCAGUGAGAAAGUUCCGAUCUCAACUAUUGAAAGUUCAAUUGUCAGCUCUACCUUGUUAACCAGUGAGAAAGUUCCGAUCUCAACUAUUAAAAGUUCAAUUGUCAGCUCUACCUUGUCACUCAGUGAGAAAGUUCCGAUCUCAACUAUUGAAAGUUCAAUUGUCAGCUCUACCUUGUUAACCAGUGAGAAAGUUCCGAUCUCAACUAUUGAAAGUUCAAUUGUCAGCUCUACCUUGUUAACCAGUGAGAAAGUUCCGAUCUCAACUAUUGAAAGUUCAAUUGUCAGCUCUACCUUGUUAACCAGUGAGAAAGUUCCGAUCUCAACUAUUAAAAGUUCAAUUGUCAGCUCUACCUUGUCACUCAGUGAGAAAGUUCCGAUCUCAACUAUUGAAAGUUCAAUUGUCAGCUCUACCUUGUUAACCAGUGAGAAAGUUCCGAUCUCAACUAUUGAAAGUUCAAUUGUCAGCUCUACCUUGUCACUCAGUGAGAAAGUUCCGAUCUCAACUAUUAAAAGUUCAAUUGUCAGCUCUACCUUGUUAAACAGUGAGAAAGUUCCGAUCUCAACUAUUGAAAGUUCAAUUGUCAGCUCUACCUUGUUAACCAGUGAGAAAGUUCCGAUCUCAACGAUUGAAAGUUCAAUUGUCAGCUCUACCUUGUCAACCACUGACAAAGUUCCGAUCUCAACUAUUGAAAGUUCAAUUGUCAGCUCUACCUUGUUAACCAGUGAGAAAGUUCCGAUCUCAACUAUUGAAAGUUCAAUUGUCAGCUCUACCUUGUUAACCAGUGAGAAAGUUCCGAUCUCAACUAUUGAAAGUUCAAUUGUCAGCUCUACCUUGUCAACCAGUGAGAAAGUUCCGAUCUCAACUAUUGAAAGUUCAAUUGUCAGCUCUACCUUGUUAACCAGUGAGAAAGUUCCGAUCUCAACUAUUAAAAGUUCAAUUGUCAGCUCUACCUUGUCACUCAGUGAGAAAGUUCCGAUCUCAACUAUUGAAAGUUCAAUUGUCAGCUCUACCUUGUUAACCAGUGAGAAAGUUCCGAUCUCAACUAUUGAAAGUUCAAUUGUCAGCUCUACCUUGUUAACCAGUGAGAAAGUUCCGAUCUCAACUAUUAAAAGUUCAAUUGUCAGCUCUACCUUGUCACUCAGUGAGAAAGUUCCGAUCUCAACUAUUGAAAGUUCAAUUGUCAGCUCUACCUUGUUAACCAGUGAGAAAGUUCCGAUCUCAACUAUUGAAAGUUCAAUUGUCAGCUCUACCUUGUUAACCAGUGAGAAAGUUCCGAUCUCAACUAUUGAAAGUUCAAUUGUCAGCUCUACCUUGUUAACCAGUGAGAAAGUUCCGAUCUCAACUAUUGAAAGUUCAAUUGUCAGCUCUACCUUGUCACUCAGUGAGAAAGUUCCGAUCUCAACUAUUGAAAGUUCAAUUGUCAGCUCUACCUUGUUAACCAGUGAGAAAGUUCCGAUCUCAACUAUUAAAAGUUCAAUUGUCAGCUCUACCUUGUUAACCAGUGAGAAAGUUCCGAUCUCAACUAUUGAAAGUUCAAUUGUCAGCUCUACCUUGUUAACCAGUGAGAAAGUUCCGAUCUCAACUAUUAAAAGUUCAAUUGUCAGCUCUACCUUGUCACUCAGUGAGAAAGUUCCGAUCUCAACUAUUGAAAGUUCAAUUGUCAGCUCUACCUUGUUAACCAGUGAGAAAGAUUCUAACAUGACACAUGUCCCAACACCUACAGUUCUGAUCUCAACUGUGGAAAGUUUUACUGUCAGCCCUACGUCAUUAACCAGUAAAGGAGUUCCACCAUCUAUCACCGUAUCGCCAGUAUCGCAAGAAGUGGUUUAUCAAAACUCCGCUGUAUUAAAUUGUACAAGUUCUGGAAAUCCUAUUCCUAACAUUACUUGGAGUUUUGGAAAUAAAAAUUUGAAUGUAGAGGCAAAGUAUAACAUCACCAUCGUAGGAAAUGUGAACACACUUGUUGUGAAGAACUUAAACAGAUAUGAUAAUGGAUCUUACGUUUGCUUUGCUAUUAAUGAAAAUGGAAAUGAUACAAACUCAUCAAACCUUAUCGUUCUGAGUCCUCCUGAUCCUCCAAUCGAGUUAAUGUCAACAGAAAGAACUGCUUCAUCGAUAAAAAUUUCUUGGAAAGAGAGUCCGUUUAAUGGCAACAGUCCUGUUACUAAUUUUACUGUUAUCCUAGAAAAAGAAAACAAAACCUAUAAUUGUCCCAUUUCAAAUUCCACUCAUACUCCAGUUUGCAAUAUUUCUUCAACAAAUUCAACCAUCACCCAGAUUCCUGUUGCUAAUUUUACCAUUCUAAUAAAACAAGAAAAUCAGACCAACAGUUGUUCUAUAUCAAACGUCACUCAUGGUUCAGUUUGUAUUGUUUCUUCAAAAAAUGUAACAUUUACUCAGCUGACACCACACACUAAUUAUAGUUUUACCGUUUGUUCAAACAAUAUCAUUGGACAGAAUUGUACGGAUGGAAACUUCAAAGUACUAACAUUACAAGAUGCUCCUAGUGAACCACAAAUGCUUUCAGUCGUUGAUAAAACAAGUGAUUCCUUCCUGAUAUCAUGGAUAGAACCUGGAAUGUUGAAUGGCGUUAUUACCUUUUAUAAUUUAACUUUAUGUUUGUUGGUGGAUGGAAAUGGACGAACAUAUGAUAACUGUGUGAUGUCUUACACUGUUGUCUUGGCAAAAAAUUACAGAAGUUUUAACACCAGCAGAAACUUUACUUUGUGUUCUUACUGUAAAUAUCAAAUUGAACUUCGAGCUGCGACUGUGAGACUUGGCCCACCUGCAAUCAUACAAAACAGAACUCUGGAAAGUGCGUCCAGUAAACCAAGAAAUGUCAGUUUAGUUCCUAUUUCAUCCACUGCGCUUAAUGUGUCAUGGCUUCCACCAUUGAAUAAAAAUGGAAGAUUGAGUGGAUAUUUUAUCACGUGGAGAAUAUUACGUAACGAUACCAACCAUAGUGUUGUUGGUCAAACGAUGUCGGAGAAUUUGGAGAAUGACACAAGCUCAUUUGAAAUAUCAAAACUAGAACAUUAUUCUGUAUAUGAAGUAACUAUCAAUGCUGUUAAUGGUUUUGGCAAUGGAUCGCGUGUUGUUGUGAUGGCUCGGACAAACGAACAUGUUCCCAGUGCACCAGUUGCUGUAAAUGUCACUGCAUUAUCGUCCACGCAGUUGAAAGUCACGUGGUUUCCACCUUUGGAUCCCAAUGGUGUUAUCACUGGUUAUAAUAUUACGUGGAAGUUAAAGAACGAUGAUAGCAAUGAUGGAGUAGAAUCUGUUUUGAACGUUCUUUCUACUCCAUUAAACUCAUCAUCUCGUAGUUAUGUCAUCGACAGCUUAAAACCUUACUCUGUUUACACUGUGAUCGUUUAUGCUAUAACUGGAGCUGGAAGUGGUGAUGGUACAAGUAUAGACAAACAAACUGGCGAAUCAACCCCUUCUGAGCCCACCAAUGUUCGGUUGGAUUUGGAAUCGUCCACAGGACUUCUACUAAAUUGGUCACCUCCCACAAAUCCAAAUGGAGAAAUUACGGGAUAUAGGAUUAUUUCAUUUAUUGUGAAAGAUGACAAAAAUAGAUCUGUGAACAUCAAUAAACAUAGACAAGACAUAGUAACGGAAACUGGAUUUGAAAUGGAACAUUUAGAACCAUACUUUGAAUACAAUGUAUCGCUAAAUGCGAUCACUAUUGCUGGAAAUGGUACUCAAGUCUUUAGACUGGUUCGAACAAGUCAAUCAAUUCCCAGUGAACCACUUAACGUGAAAGCUUCAAACAUUAGCUCAACUCAACUCAAUGUAUCGUGGGAUGAACCUAAAAAGUUCAAUGGAAUUUUAGUGUCAUACACAGUUUAUUAUAAAUUUCUUCGUGAUGAUAACAACGAAGUUGUACAUGGUGCAAGUUAUGAAAGCAGAAACACCUCACCAGAUGUGAGAACAUUGACUCUAACAAAUCUUGAAAAAUAUAGCGUUUAUGAAGUCAAAGUCAGUGCGUCAACUUCAGUUGGAGAAGGAAGGAACUCUGCGGUAAAGGAAUUCUUGACAGAUGAAGACACUCCUGGCGCUCCAAUUAAUGUAACAUUACAAAGAUCAUCGUCCACAGUACUUAGCUUAACGUGGGUGAUACCAAGCGAUCCUAAUGGGAUCAUUCGUGGGUAUAAUGUAUCUUGGAGUAAAGUAUUAAAUGAUAAGAAUGGAACAGUUCCCAUGAACAGGAAUAGUACCAACACCACCAAUACUUCAUUUUUAAUUUCAAAUCUUGAUCCAUAUUCUGUUUACAAUGUAAGUUUGAAUGCAUUUACCAUCGUCGGAAGUGGAGAAGUUGUAAAUAGCACUAAACGAACUGAUGAAGCAGUUCCCAGUGAACCACGCAACGUAAGAGCUUCAAAUAUUAGCUCAACUCAACUUAAUGUAUCGUGGGAUGAACCUGAAAAAUUCAACGGAGUUUUACUGUCAUACACAGUUUAUUAUAAACUUAUUCGUGAUGACAAAAACAAUGUUGUACAUCGUACAAGUUAUGAAAGUAGAAACAUUUACUCGGACGUAAGAACAUUGAUUUUGGAGGAACUUGACAAAUACAGUGUUUACAAAGUCAAAGUGAGUGCAUCAACUUCAGUUGGAGAAGGAAUGAACUCUACGGUAAAGGAAUUCUUGACAGAUGAAGACACUCCUGGCGCUCCAGUUAAUUUAACAUUACAAAGAUCAUCGUCUACAGUACUUGAAUUAACUUGGGUGGUACCAAUGGAUCCUAAUGGGGUGAUUCUAGGAUAUUAUGUAUCGUGGAGUAAAGUAAUGAACGAUAAGAAUGAAACAGUUCCCAUCAUCAAGAACAGUACCAACACCACGAAAACUUCGUUUUCCAUUUCAAAUUUAGAUCCAUAUUCUGUUUAUAAUGUAAGUUUAAAUGCAUUUACCUUCGUUGGAAAUGGAGAAGCUGUAAAUCUCAGUGAACGAACCGGUGAAGCAGUUCCCAGUGAACCACGUAACGUAAGAGCCUCAAAUGUUAGCUCCACUCAACUUAAUGUAUCGUGGGAUGAACCUGAAAAGUUCAGUGGAAUUUUAUUGUCAUACACAGUUUAUUAUAAACUUAUUCGUAAUGACAACAACAAAGUUUUACAACGUAUGAAUUAUAAAAGCACAAACACCUCACCAGACGUGAGAACAUUGACUCUAACAAAUGGUGAAAAAUAUAGCGUUUAUGAAGUGAAAGUCAGUGCGUCAACUUCAGUUGGAGAAGGAAUGAACUCUACGGUAAAGGAAUUCUUAACAGAUGAAGACACUCCUGGCGCUCCUGUUAAUGUAACAUUAGAAAGAUCAUCGUUUACAGUACUGAAAUUAACUUGGGUGGUACCAAUGGAUCCUAAUGGGGUGAUUUUAGGAUAUUAUGUAUCGUGGAUUAAAGUAGUAAACGAUAAGAAUGAAACAGUUCCCAUCGAAAAGAACGAUAUCAACACCACCAAAACUUCAUUUUCAAUUUCAAAUCUUGAUCCAUAUUCUGUUUAUAAUGUAAGUUUGAAUGCAUUUACCAUCGUCGGAAAUGGAGAAGUUGUAAACAUCAAUGAACGAACUGAUGAAGCAGUUCCCAGUGAACCACGUAACGUAAGAGCUUCAAAUGUUAGCUCCACUCAACUUAAUGUAUCGUGGGAUGAACCUGAAAAUUUCAACGGAGUUUUACUGUCAUACACAGUUUAUUAUAAACUUAUUCGUGAUGACAACAACGAAGUUGUACAUAGUAUGAUUUAUAAAAGCACAAACACCUCAACAGACGUGAGAACAUUGACUCUAACAAAUCUUGAAAAAUAUAGCGUUUAUGAAGUGAAAGUCAGUGCGUCAACUUCAGUUGGAGAAGGAAUGAACUCUACGGUAAAGGAAUUCUUGACAGAUGAAGACACUCCUGGCGCUCCAGUUAAUGUAACAUUAGAAAUAUCAUCGUCUACAGUACUUGAAUUAACUUGGGUGGUACCAAUGGAUCCUAAUGGGAUCAUUCGUGGUUAUAAUGUAUCUUGGAGUAAAGUAAUAAAUGAUAGGAAUGAAACAGUUCCCAUCACCAUGAACAGUACCACAACCACCAAAACUUCGUUUUCCAUUUCAAAUUUAGAUCCAUAUUCUGUUUAUAAUGUAAGUUUGAAUGCAUUUACCUUCGUUGGAAAUGGAGAAGCUGUAGAUCUCAGUGAACGAACCGGUGAAACAGUUCCCAGUGAGCCACGUAACGUAAGAGCUUUAAAUGUUAGCUCCACUCAACUUAAUGUAUCGUGGGAUGAACCUGAAAAGUUCAACGGAGUUUUAUUGUCAUACACAGUUUAUUAUAAACCUAUUCGUGAUGAUAACAACAAAGUUGUACAUCGUAUGAAUUAUAAAAGCACAAACACUUUAACAGACGUGAGAACAUUGACUCUAACAUAUCUUGAAAAAUACAGCGUUUACGAAGUCAAAGUCAGUGCGUCAACUUCAGUUGGAGAAGGAAUGAACUCUACGGUAAAGGAAUUCUUGACAGAUGAAGACACUCCUGGCCCUCCAGUUAAUGUAACAUUACAAAGAUCAUCGUCCACAGUACUUAACUUAACAUGGGAGAUACCAAGGGAUCCUAAUGGGAUCAUUCGUGGGUAUAAUGUAUCUUGGAGUAAAGUAUUAAAUGAUAAGAAUGAAACAGUUCCCAUGAACAGGAAUAGUACCAACACCACCAAUACUUCGUUUUCCAUUUCAAAUCUUGAUCCAUAUUCUAUUUACAAUGUAAGUUUGAAUGCAUUUACCUCCGUUGGGAAUGGAGAAGUUGUAGAUCUCAGUGAACGAACCGGUGAAACAGUUCCCAGUGAACCACGUAACCUUAGAGCUUCAAAUCGUAGCUCCAUUGAGCUUAUUGUAUCGUGGGAUGAACCUGAAAAUUUCAACGGAAUUUUACGGUCAUACACAGUUUAUUAUAAACGUAUUCGUGAUGACAACGACGAAGUUGUACAUAGUAUGAAUUAUGAAAGCAGAAACACUUUACCAGACGUGAGAACAUUGAAUCUAACAAAUCUUGAAAAAUAUAGUGUUUACGAAGUCAAAGUGAGUGCAUCAACUGUAAUUGGAGAAGGAAGGAAUUCUACAGUAAAGGAAUUCUUGACAAAUGAAGACACUCCUGGCCCUCCAGUUAAUGUAACAUUACAAAGAUCAUCGUCCACAGUACUGAACUUAACAUGGGAGAUACCAAGGGAUCCUAAUGGGAUCAUUCGUGGGUAUUAUGUAUCUUGGAGUAAAGUAUUAAAUGAUAAGAAUGAAACAGUUCCCAUGAACAGGAAUAGUACCAACACCACCAAUACUUCGUUUUCCAUUUCAAAUCUUGAUCCAUAUUCUAUUUACAAUGUAAGUUUGAAUGCAUUUACCUCCGUUGGGAAUGGAGAAGUUGUAGAUCUCAGUGAACGAACCGGUGAAACAGUUCCCAGUGAACCACGUAACCUUAGAGCUUCAAAUCGUAGCUCCAUUGAGCUUAUUGUAUCGUGGGAUGAACCUGAAAAUUUCAACGGAAUUUUACGGUCAUACACAGUUUAUUAUAAACGUAUUCGUGAUGACAACAAUGAAGUUGUAUAUAGUAUGAAUUAUGAAAGCAGAAACACUUUACCAGACGUGAGAACAUUGAAUCUAACAUAUCUUGAAAAAUACAGUGUUUAUGAAGUCAAAGUCAGUGCAUCAACUGUAAUUGGAGAAGGAAGGAAUUCUACGGUAAAAGAAUUUUUGACAGAUGAAGACACUCCUGGCCCUCUAGUUAAUGUAACAUUACAAAGAUCAUCGUCCACAGUACUGAACUUAACAUGGGAGAUACCAAGGGAUCCUAACGGGAUCAUUCGUGGGUAUUAUGUAUCUUGGAGUAAAGUAUUAAAUGAUAAGAAUGAAACAGUUCCCAUGAACAGGAAUAGUACCAACACCACCAAUACUUCGUUUUCCAUUUCAAAUCUUGAUCCAUAUUCUAUUUACAAUGUAAGUUUGAAUGCAUUUACCCUCGUUGGGAAUGGAGAAGUUGUAGAUCUCAGUGAACGAACCGGUGAAACAGUUCCCAGUGAACCACGUAACCUUAGAGCUUCAAAUCGUAGCUCCAUUGAGCUUAUUGUAUCGUGGGAUGAACCUGAAAAUUUCAACGGAAUUUUACGGUCAUACACAGUUUAUUAUAAACGUAUUCGUGAUGACAACAACGAAAUUGUAGAUAGUAUGAAUUAUGAAAGCAGAAACACUUUACCAGACGUGAGAACAUUGAAUCUAACAAAUCUUGAAAAAUACAGUGUUUACGAAGUCAAAGUGAGUGCAUCAACUGUAAUUGGAGAAGGAAGGAAUUCUACGGUAAAGGAAUUCUUAACAAAUGAAGACACUCCUGGCGCUCCAGUUAAUGUAACAUUACAAAGAUCAUCGUCCACAGUACUGAACUUAACAUGGGAGAUACCAAGGGAUCCUAACGGGAUCAUUCGUGGGUAUUAUGUAUCUUGGAGUAAAGUAUUAAAUGAUAAGAAUGAAACAGUUCCCAUGAACAGGAAUAGUACCAACACCACCAAUACUUCGUUUUCCAUUUCAAAUCUUGAUCCAUAUUCUAUUUACAAUGUAAGUUUGAAUGCAUUUACCUCCGUUGGGAAUGGAGAAGUUGUAGAUCUCAGUGAACGAACCGGUGAAACAGUUCCCAGUGAACCACGUAACCUUAGAGCUUCAAAUCGUAGCUCCAUUGAGCUUAUUGUAUCGUGGGAUGAACCUGAAAAUUUCAACGGAAUUUUACGGUCAUACACAGUUUAUUAUAAACGUAUUCGUGAUGACAACAACGAAAUUGUAGAUAGUAUGAAUUAUGAAAGCAGAAACACUUUACCAGACGUGAGAACAUUGAAUCUAACAAAUCUUGAAAAAUACAGUGUUUACGAAGUCAAAGUGAGUGCAUCAACUGUAAUUGGAGAAGGAAGGAAUUCUACGGUAAAGGAAUUCUUAACAAAUGAAGACACUCCUGGCGCUCCAGUUAAUGUAACAUUACAAAGAUCAUCGUCCACAGUACUGAACUUAACAUGGGAGAUACCAAGCGAUCCUAAUGGGAUCAUUCGUGGGUAUAAUAUAUCUUGGAGUAAAGUAUUAAAUGAUAAGAAUGAAACAGUUCCCAUGAACAGGAAUAGUACCAACACCACCAAUACUUCGUUUUCCAUUUCAAAUCUUGAUCCAUAUUCUAUUUACAAUGUAAGUUUGAAUGCAUUUACCUCCGUUGGGAAUGGAGAAGUUGUAGAUCUCAGUGAACGAACCGGUGAAACAGUUCCCAGUAAACCACGUAACCUUAGAGCUUCAAAUCGUAGCUCCAUUGAGCUUAUUGUAUCGUGGGAUGAACCUGAAAAUUUCAAUGGAAUUUUAUUGUCAUACACAGUUUAUUAUAAUUUUAUUCGUGAUGACAAGAACAAUGUUGUACCUGGUACAAGUUAUGAAAGCAGAAACACUUUACCAUACGUGAGAACAUUGAGUUUAACAUAUCUUGAAAAAUACAGUGUUUACGAAGUCAAAGUGAGUGCAUCAACUGUAAUUGGAGAAGGAAGGAAUUCUACGGUAAAGGAACUCUUGACAGAUGAAGACACUCCUGGCGCUCCAGUUAAUGUAACAUUACAAAGAUCAUCGUCCACAGUACUUAACUUAACAUGGGAGAUACCAAGCGAUCCUAAUGGGAUCAUUCUUGGGUAUUAUGUAUCUUGGAGUAAAGUAUUAAAUGAUAAGAAUGAAACAGUUCUCAUGAACAGGAAUAGUACCAACACCACCAAUACUUCGUUUUCCAUUUCAAAUCUUGAUCCAUAUUCUAUUUACAAUGUAAGUUUGAAUGCAUUUACCUUCGUUGGAAAUGGAGAAGCUGUAGAUCUCAGUGAACGAACCGGUGAAGCAGUUCCCAGUGAACCACGAAACGUAAGAGCUUUAAAUGUUAGCUCCACUCAACUUAAUGUAUCGUGGGAUGAACCUGAAAAGUUCAAUGGAAUUUUAUUGUCAUACACAGUUUAUUAUAAACGUAUUCGUGAUGACAACAACGAAGUUGUACAUAGUAUGAAUUAUGAAAGCACAAACACUUUACCAGACGUGAGAACAUUGAAUCUAACAAAUCUUAAAAAAUACAGUGUUUACGAAGUCAAAGUGAGUGCAUCAACUGUAAUUGGAGAAGGAAGGAAUUCUACGGUAAAGGAAUUCUUGACAGAUGAAGACACUCCUGGCCCUCCAGUUAAUGUAACAUUACAAAGAUCAUCGUCCACAGUACUUAACUUAACAUGGGAGAUACCAAGUGAUCCUAAUGGGAUCAUUCGUGGGUAUAAUAUAUCUUGGAGUAAAGUAUUAAAUGAUAAAAACGAAACAGUUCCCAUGAACAGGAAUAGUACCAACACCACCAAUACUUCGUUUUCCAUUUCAAAUCUUGAUCCAUAUUCUAUUUACAAUGUAAGUUUGAAUGCAUUUACCUUCGUUGGAAAUGGAGAAGCUGUAGAUCUCAGUGAACGAACCGGUGAAGCAGUUCCCAGUGAACCACGAAACGUAAGAGCUUUAAAUGUUAGCUCCACUCAACUUAAUGUAUCGUGGGAUGAACCUGAAAAGUUCAAUGGAAUUUUAUUGUCAUACACAGUUUAUUAUAAACGUAUUCGUGAUGACAACAACGAAGUUGUACAUAGUAUGAAUUAUGAAAGCACAAACACUUUACCAGACGUGAGAACAUUGAAUCUAACAAAUCUUAAAAAAUACAGUGUUUACGAAGUCAAAGUGAGUGCAUCAACUGUAAUUGGCGAAGGAAGGAAUUCUACGGUAAAUGAAUUCUUGACAGAUGAAGACACUCCUGGCCCUCCAGUUAAUGUAACAUUACAAAGAUCAUCGUCCACAGUACUUAACUUAACAUGGGAGAUACCAAGUGAUCCUAAUGGGAUCAUUCGUGGGUAUAAUAUAUCUUGGAGUAAAGUAUUAAAUGAUAAGAAUGAAACAGUUCCCAUGAACAGGAAUAGUACCAACACCACCAAUACUUCGUUUUCCAUUUCAAAUCUUGAUCCAUAUUCUAUUUACAAUGUAAGUUUGAAUGCAUUUACCUUCGUUGGAAAUGGAGAAGUUGUAGAUCUCAGUGAACGAACCGGUGAAACAGCUCCUAGUGAACCGCAAAUGCUUAUAGUCGUUGAUAAAACAAGUGAUUCCUUCCUGAUAUCAUGGAUAGAACCUGGAAUGUUGAAUGGCGUUGUUACCUUUUAUAAUUUAACUUUAUGUUUGUUGGUGGAUGGAAAUGGACGAACAUAUGAUAACUGUGUGAUCUCUUACACUGUUGUCUUGGCAAAAAAUGACAGAAGUUUUAACACCAGCAGAAACUUUACUUUGUGUUCUUACUGUAAAUAUCAAAUUGAACUUCGAGCUGCGACUGUGAGACUUGGUCCACCUGCAAUCAUACAAAACAGAACUCUGGAAAGUGCGGCCAGUAAACCAAGAAAUGUCAGUUUAGUUCCUAUUUCAUCCACUGCGCUUAAUGUGUCAUGGCUUCCACCAUUGAAUAAAAAUGGAAGAUUGAGUGGAUAUUUUAUCACGUGGAGAAUAUUACGUAACGAUACCAACCAUAGUGUUGUUGGUCAAACGAUGUCGGAGAGUUUGGAGAAUGACACAAGUUCAUUUGAAAUAUCAAAACUAGAACAUCAUUCUGUAUAUGAAGUAACUAUCAAUGCUGUUAAUGGUUUUGGCAAUGGAUCGCGUGUUGUUGUGAUGGCUCGGACAAACGAACAUGUUCCCAGUGUACCAGAUAAUGUGAAUGUCAUUGCACCAUCGUCUACAAUGCUGCAAGUCACGUGGUUUCCACCUUUGGACCCCAAUGGAGUUAUAACUGGUUAUAAUAUUACCUGGAAGUUAAUUGAAGAUGAUAACAACAAUGCAGUAGAAUCUGUGUUGAACGUUCUUUCUACUCCAUUAAACCCAUCUUCUCGUAGUUAUGUCAUCAACAGCUUAGAACACUACUCCCUUUAUAAUGUGACCGUUUAUGCUAUAACUGAUGCUGGAGCAGGCAGUGGUGCGAGUGUCGAACAACGAACUGGCGAAUCAAUUCCUGGUAUUCCAAGCAACGUUGCAUGUGGGACGUCGGCAAAGAAGUCAUUAAAUGUCAGUUGGAAAGAACCUUUGGAUCCAAAUGGAAAAGUUCGUCUGUAUAAACUUACUUGGAUGAAAUUAAGAAACAGAAAUGCUUACGAGUCGAUUGCAUUUGGUGAAAAUAAGUCUUAUACAACACCAAACACAAUUGAAGCAGAUAUUGGUAACAAUAGUUUGGAACCAUUUACAGUUUAUCGCGUAAGUGUUGCUGCUCAGACGCUCGAAAGUUUAGGUUUUGGUAGAGAACAAAAUAUAUCUUGUAACACAAGUGAAGAUGUUCCCAACGCACCUCCUGAAUUAACUAGUGCUUAUCAUUUGGGGCCAUACAGCGCUAGAGUAACAUGGGAACCAUUGAAUAACCUGAGCUGGCAAGCUGCCAGUAUCCAGUAUGUUGUAACGUAUCAAUUAUUGGGUGAUAAUAACAGACUAACUGUUGAAUCGGACGUGCUGCAGGUAAACCUGAAUGGUUUGAAUCCGAAUUCAAGUUAUACUGUAACUGUUUUGGCGAGAAACAGAGUUGGUGAUGGUGCAAAAAGUAAUCAAAUGGAGUUUAUGACAAAUUUGACUAUUCCUCCGGACAUAACAUCAACUACGAUUCCGUUUACCUUGGAAGAAUAUCAAGAUGAAAAUGUCUCAAUCUACCAAAUCAUCGUUUUGGAAGUGAUUGAAAACCUCAGACUUCCUGAUACAGAUAUAAUCGUGACAAGGUAUUAUUUUAACCGAACAGCUGGUGAACCUUACAUAACUGCAGAGUUCCCAUCAUCGGAAUUUAAUAAAUAUAAAGACUUUGUUGUUGGUCAAGGAAACUCUUUCACGAAUGCAAAACGAAGAAAAAAACGAGCGGCUUCUAUAAACAUUGUUAACGGUGCGUUAACUGAAGGUCGUCUUUAUCGUUUACUACAACGUGGUUUGGAUGAUAAAAGAACUGUUAUUAAAACGAGAGCUUGGACUGACACAAUAGAAACGAUAAAAAAAAUUGAUGAUGACGACGACUCUUAUGUUGGUGUCAUAGUUGGUGUUGUUGUUGCAGCAGUCAUUUUGGUUAUUUUGAUCGUAAUUGCCGUGUUUUACAUCAGAAGACGAGGUGGUAACAACAGAAAACAGUUUAAAGAUGACAUUGAAUUGGACAAUCGAGGCUAUGUACCAGGUGAGGUAUUUGCUGUUACAGACUUCAGUGAACAUUGUCGUAGAUUAGCAGCGGACUCAAAUUGUUUAUACUCCUUGGAGUACUCUCAAAUCCCUCGAAAGAAUGCAACUCUUUCCAUGAAUGCUGCUGAACUAGAAGCUAACAGAGAAAGCAAUCGAUAUAACAAUAUCUUAUGUUACGAUGAAAAUCGAGUGUUUCUUAAAACUGAUCCAAGUGGCAAUGAUUAUAUAAACGCCAGUUACCUGGAUGGAUGUGAAAAAGAGAAGGCAUACAUAGCAACUCAAGGACCAUUGGAAACGACGUGUGAACAAUUCUGGCGAAUGGUUUGGGAAAAUUUAAGCAGUAUAAUUGUUAUGGUUACAGGACUGGAAGAGGGUCGAAAAGUAAAAUGUCAUCAAUAUUGGCCAUCAAAAGGAAGCGCUGAAUAUGGUGAAUUUGUUGUUACGUUGUUGGAGGAAUUUGAACUUACAGAUUAUACCAUCAGAACAUUUAAAGUUGUUGGGGCAGAUAAACUUCAAGAGCGUUCAAUAAAGCAAUUCCAUUACACUGCGUGGCCUGACCAUGGUGUACCGAGCAGUCCUAGUUCCCUUUUAAAUUUCGUGCGCAAGUCAUCUGCUGCAAAUCCGCCAAAUGCUGGACCAAUGGUUGUACACUGUAGUGCUGGUGUUGGCAGAACAGGAACUUACGUUGUCAUUGAUACACAACUGAGACGGAUUGCAAAACGAAAGACAGUAGACGUAUAUGGUAACGUUCAAACACUACGCAAUCAACGUUUGUUGAUGGUUCAAGUUGAAGAUCAAUAUAUCUUCAUUCAUAAUGUGUUACUUGAAGCAAUCAACAAUGGAGAGACAGAAAUACCAGUAGAAGAUUUUCCUGAAACUCUUAAAGAGAUCAUGAGUGUGAAUCCUGAAACGGGUGUUGUUCGAGUCGAGGAAGAAUUUCAACGUCUUGGUAGAAGUGUCAGCCCUCCUGCUCAAUUUAAAACAGCCAAUUUGAACUGCAAUAAACAGAAAAAUCGAUACGCAAAUGUUUUACCUUUUGAUGAUUCUCGCGUAAAAUUGACGCAAAUCCCAGGGAUCGAAGGCUCUGAUUACAUCAAUGCUAACUUUAUUGAUGGUUAUAUGAAAAAGAAGGCCUUUAUUGCAACGCAAGCACCAAUACCUGACACAAUCCCCGACUUCUGGAGAAUGAUUUGGCAAGAAAACUCUCUUACAAUUGUUAUGCUUUCCAAUGAAAUGGAAAGUGGAAGAGUAAAAGUUCAUAGAUACUGGCCAAAUAAAGCUCCUGCAGUAAUUGGUGACCUUAUGGUUGAACUCAUGAGCGAGCAAACCUUUGAUGAAUAUAUUUUACGAGAACUCAAAUUAACGAAUACCAAGGAGAAAGCUUCUCACGUGAUUCGUCAAUUCCAUUACACAUCUUGGCCUGAUGUUGGCUCUCCUUCGUCUGGUGCAGGUAUGAUGGAUCUCAUUGGUCAAGUACAAAGAUGGCAAUUACAAUCUGGAAAUAAGAUUAUCACUGUUCAUUGCAGCGCGGGUGUUGGACGUACUGGAGUAUUUUGUGCUUUAUCGAAUCUUAUUGAACGUUUGAAAACUGAACACGUUAUUGAUGUGUUUCAAACCGUAAAAAUGUUACGUCAGAAAAGAACUGCUAUGGUGCAGACUAAGGAUCAGUACGAGUUUUGUUAUAAUGUCCUUAUUGAAUAUUUGGAUUCCUUUGAUCUCUAUGCAAACUUCACUUAAUGUUUUAGUAACGAUAUUUAUAAUGAUAUUUAAACUCAGUGCACAUUUGUGUUAUAGUUACUAACACGUAUGCUGUAUUUUAUAAAUUUUGUUUUUAGUUUUAUAAGUAGAUAAAAUCAUUCUUCCAUGUAUGAAUUGCAAUCUUUUAAGCUUAUAUAUUACUUUCAUAAAGAAACAAAGCUUUGUAAAUAAUUGCAUUUUAUACUAUAGUUAAUUAUUCUGUAAAACCUUAUGAUCGUACAACCACACCAUUAACGCUUUUUGCUAGUUUUGAUGUACAUUCAUCAAUCGUCAUUACAAACUUUUGUACUUUAGUAUAAUACAUUGGGAUGAUGUACCUAUACAUUUUUUAAAUCCAUUUAUAAUAUUGUUCAAAGAAUACAUAUUCUUUAUAAAAUAA
Xenia sp. Carnegie-2017 is the source of this 19060-nucleotide messenger RNA. Its product is annotated as titin-like. The record is from RefSeq and is a predicted model, not a curated record. Gene Ontology annotation, molecular function: protein tyrosine phosphatase activity; protein binding. Gene Ontology annotation, biological process: protein dephosphorylation. The transcript is spliced from 144 exons. Lineage: Eukaryota; Metazoa; Cnidaria; Anthozoa; Malacalcyonacea; Xeniidae. The coding region runs from base 1909 to 18660 and encodes 5583 amino acids.